AUGGAGCAAAAUUUGAAGAUUUCUUCCAAUGAUAGAGAGGCUUUCGAAGAUCAAACCAAGUAUAGGCAGCUUGUUGGAAGUUUGAUUUAUCUCACCACUACUCGUCCUGACAUUACAUUUACAGUAGGAAUUAUGUCUAGGUUUAUGCAUAAACCAUGUGAAGGGCAUUGGACUACCGCACAACGAGUACUAAAAUAUUUAAAAGGAACCCAGACUCUCAGCAUCAAAUAUUCAAAGGUAUCAGACUUUCAUCUCACUGGCUAUUCUGACUCAGAUUUUGAUGGUGACAAAGAACAUGGGGUGUCUACUUCUGGUUAUUUGAUAACUCUUGGAUCAACAACUACCACCUGGAGAUCAAAGAAACAAACAGUUCCUAUUGACUCUACUACUGAAGUAGAAUAUGUAGCAGUAGCUCAAGCCACCAAAGAAAUUGUGUGGCUAAAGAAAAUUCUUGAGGACUUGCAGGAGAAACAGAUGACUUCAAUGCCUUUAUUUAUUGACAAAAAUUAUGUGAUUCAAUUGGCCAUCCAAUAUUUCAUGAUCGAACCAAGCAUAUAA
Molecule: messenger RNA, 558 nt
Organism: Cryptomeria japonica (Japanese cedar)
Lineage: Eukaryota; Viridiplantae; Streptophyta; Pinopsida; Cupressales; Cupressaceae
Product: secreted RxLR effector protein 161-like
Exons: 1
Coding region: 1-558 (185 amino acids)
Source: RefSeq, a predicted model, not a curated record